UUAAAUAGAAUAUAUGAUAUUUCUGACAGAUGACCUUCAUGUGUGAUUUAUUUCUGGUGUUAUCUGAAGGUUCGUUAGUUAAUGUGUAAGAGCAACAAGGUCUAUAAAACCCUGUUGCAUUACAGAACUAAUCAGGCAGACACAUUGGUCUUUAGUUCUCCUUUGAGAUCCAGAUUUUGCGGCUUUAUUGUCAGUAAAAUGGCAGUGGUCCUGUUACUGGUCCUCAUCGCAGCAUUUGCUGAUAUAUCAGCCGGACGAGCAGUCCCAGAAGAUGCACCCGCAGAAGCUGGAAAAAAUUCAAGAUGGGUCAAUAACUAUGACCAACCCCUGAAUUUCGAGUGCCAAGCCCACCAGAGCAUUAGCUUAAUCAUAAGUACGCAUGAUAAUAAACGCGAGGAUCGAAUCUGGGAUUUUGGCUGCAGGAACACUUACGGCAGAGCUUUGUCCUGUUACUGGUCCGGAUAUGCCAAUGACUUUGACCAAGAGUUUUAUUUCUCUUGCCCAUUUGGAUCCGUCAUAACUGGCAUGAAUAGUUACCAUGAUAACAAUAAGGAAGACCGCAGGUGGAGAUUUUUAUGUUGUCAAGGAGAUGUGUCGGUAUCUAGGGACUGCAAGUGGAGCAAUUAUGUGAAUGAAUUUGAUGAUUACCUGAGAUGGGAUGCACCUGCUAAUUACUAUUUGGUGGGGGCAUCCAGUUUCCAUGACAACAGCAAAGAGGACAGGAGAUGGAAAUACCAAUACUGCACCAAGUAACAACAAUAGGAAUUAGUCACCAAGUUAAAAAUCAUUCUCAAUAAAAAUCACUACUAAUAAUGAUAUUGUGCAAGUUAUAAAGCAGUUUUACACUUUUCUGUAAACAGCUGGUUGUGUAAUAAAAUGUUGCAUCCAAUAAA
Molecule: messenger RNA, 893 nt
Organism: Bombina bombina (fire-bellied toad)
Lineage: Eukaryota; Metazoa; Chordata; Amphibia; Anura; Bombinatoridae
Product: hemagglutinin/amebocyte aggregation factor
Exons: 5
Coding region: 82-753 (223 amino acids)
Biological process (GO): collagen fibril organization
Cellular component (GO): extracellular matrix
Molecular function (GO): extracellular matrix structural constituent
Source: RefSeq, a predicted model, not a curated record